Micropterus dolomieu (smallmouth bass) is the source of this 1340-nucleotide messenger RNA. RefSeq names its product transcription factor Maf-like. Gene Ontology annotation, molecular function: DNA-binding transcription factor activity, RNA polymerase II-specific; RNA polymerase II cis-regulatory region sequence-specific DNA binding. The coding region runs from base 1 to 1005 and encodes 334 amino acids. Gene Ontology annotation, cellular component: nucleus. The transcript has 3 exons. Gene Ontology annotation, biological process: regulation of transcription by RNA polymerase II. NCBI's taxonomy places the organism in Eukaryota, Metazoa, Chordata, Actinopteri, Centrarchiformes, Centrarchidae. The record is from RefSeq and is a predicted model, not a curated record.
AUGGCAUCAGAGCUGGCAAUGAGCAACUCCGACCUGCCCACCAGUCCCCUGGCCAUGGAAUAUGUUAAUGACUUCGAUCUGAUGAAGUUUGAAGUGAAAAAGGAGCCGGUGGAGCCUGAUCGCAGCAUCAGCCAGUGCAGCCGCCUGGUCGCCGGGGGAUCCCUAUCUUCCACCCCGAUGAGCACGCCUUGCAGCUCGGUUCCCCCCUCUCCAAGCUUCUCGGCGCCCAGUCCGGGAUCAGGGAGCGAACAGAAGGGGCACUUGGAGGAUUUCUACUGGAUGACCGGGUACCAACAGCAGUUGAACCCCGAGGCUCUGGGCUUUAGCCCGGAGGACGCCGUAGAGGCGCUGAUCAGCAGCAGUCACCAGCUCCAGACCUUCGAUGGCUAUGCCAGAGGGCAGCAGUUCGGCGGCGCAGCCGGCGCAGGAGGCGCCAUGGCCGGGGAGGAGAUGGGCUCAGCGGCCGCCGUGGUGUCCGCGGUUAUCGCUGCAGCCGCAGCUCAGAAUGGGAAUCCCCACCACCACCACCACCAUCACCACCACCAUCACACAGGGGCACACCACCCCUCCUCCGGGUCUCAGUCCAGUGGUGUCGCGGGGGGAAACCACCAGCACUUGCGCUUGGAUGAUCGGUUCUCGGACGAGCAGCUGGUGACCAUGUCGGUGCGGGAAUUGAACAGGCAGCUCCGGGGGGUCAGCAAGGAAGAGGUGAUCCGUCUGAAACAGAAGAGGAGGACGCUAAAGAACAGAGGUUAUGCCCAGUCAUGCCGGUACAAGCGGGUUCAGCAGCGGCACGUCCUGGAGGGAGAGAAGACGCAGCUUAUCCAGCAGGUGGACCACCUCAAGCAGGAGAUCUCCCGGCUGGCCAGGGAGAGGGACGCCUACAAGGAGAAAUACGAGAAGCUGAUCAGCACCGGCUUCAGAGAAAACGGAGGAUCCAGCAGCGACAACAACCCCUCAUCCCCGGAGUUUUUCAUGACGUCAAGAAAAUUCCUCCAUCUGUGAUAGAGAGCUGUGACUUCUCCGUCCCACCACCCUGGAAUCUGAGAUAUCAUGACACUGGAAUGCUGAUGUAUCAAGAGCAACCUACGGCACCCAGACUGCCAUAAAGCACAAUGUCUCAAAAGCGUCCCAACAGCGGCUUCAGGGCAACCAAUCCAGAGCAACCCCAAAGCCAGCAUUAAAUAUUAAAACAACAAUGAUAAAAUAAUAACAGGAGACUGAAAUCACUCACAUUCUUCUGCUACAACAACUUGGGAAGAAACGCAGAUAUUAAAGAUCCUGGACUGGAAAUAAGAUUCUCCACCAUCUGUAUUUGCUAUUCAAAUGGACACGGAUCA